Molecule: messenger RNA, 2541 nt
Organism: Branchiostoma belcheri (Belcher's lancelet)
Lineage: Eukaryota; Metazoa; Chordata; Leptocardii; Amphioxiformes; Branchiostomatidae
Exons: 2
Coding region: 650-1492 (280 amino acids)
Source: RefSeq, a predicted model, not a curated record
UUCUACAACAAGUUCAGCCCCAAAGGAAACACAACAGACGCGGCCCGGCCACGUGUUUGUGGUGACCCGGACAUGCUUAGUGACGUCCGCCAUAAUAAGUGUUUCAAGCACACUUUAAAACACGGGAAAGUCAAACACAAAUGACUAAAUAGGUCAGCCCAUAUGUCUGAAUCAUGAUUGGCGCCAACCAUUCACGGGAGGGAUAUUUUGGUAAGAUUCUCAUAACUUUUCUUAGUAAUCAAUGGCAAACAUAUUAUUGUCGGUUUAAAAUUAUCAUUAUUCGCAUCAAUCACAACUUUCAAACACACAAAAAUAGAUUCAUCAGUACUUUAUACUUUUUUUAUCCGCACCUUUUUUGUAUUUAAGACCUUUAACCCCUGCAGGGGCAUAAAAUGGAAUCGUCCAAGUCAGGCCAUUGACGUAAUGUUUGAAUCAGACAACAAAGGGGCACUAGGGCUAAAUAGAGACGCCGGUGCUUUGGAACAACAGAUUUGUUUUGACUUUGAACACCGGUACCUGGACGUUCCGCAACUGAUUCUGGUCUUUCUUCGAAACGUUUUUGCUUUUUAGGCGAUACUUUCUCCGGAUAGGAAGAAAGCGGCCGCUCUACUAAAGGCGCGGGAAAUUCAGGACUAGUACUAAAGUACGUAUGUACGCGUUGAGAUACGCUUUGGACGCCGGCAACAUGCCUGCUUGUUGGAGCUCGCGUCACGAGAUUAGUGAGGGGGUAGCGGUGUGCGGCUUGUCGCCCGUCGAGGCGUUGGGACACGUCGGCACGCCAACCCGAGAGAACCCCCGCGGCCGGCAGCCGUCGGCACCGAUCCCGAUCAAGACCGCCGUGUUCUCAACGUCAAGUCGCCAGGUCGGCGUCAGCACGGACCAAUCCUUACGGACGCUCGCCAAGCCGCCCUUGCCAGUCCCGACAAAGUCGUCCCCGAUAUCGACAUUAACGGACCUUCCGCGGAGACUACUACUGUCCAAACCGGCGGCGUCGGCGCCGAUUCCGAUCAAAUCCUCGACGUCUCCGGCGUCGGUUCCCGUCAGCGGAAGUCCUCGGCGGACGCCGUCGCCCCUGUCGGUCCCCGUCGGAGUGAGUCCCCGGCGGACGGCGAGGGAGCCGCUCUGGUCCGAGACAGAGAUGCUGCGGUUCUGGGCCGUGAUAGAACCUUACAUCAAACAGCUCAUCUCAGGAGAGGCGCCCAUGCCUGCUCACGACAUGGACUUGUGGGAUUGCGAACCGGACAGUGUAGAGAACAUCGAGGGGUGUCUGCUGGCCGUACAGGACCUGAUCUGUAGCGGGAACUACAGCAAGGCGCUAGCGGGAAUCAGGGCCGCAAGACUAUACUUUGAAAUACCGGAGAACUCUUCUAGAAAGGCACUGGCUCUGCUGAGGGAGGAAGACGAGUUGGAGGUUUUCAAACAACUCUUCAUGAAACAAGAUCCAGUCAGGAAACUACUUUUGGACGACAGCCAACGGCCUCACUCCUUCUAAAAACAUGAUCGGAACCAUGUCAGUGACUUGGGGGUCAAUGACCGAUGCCCGUGGUUGCACCCUCGAGUGCCCGGACGAUGAUCGGAAGUCGGCAGGAACACUUCGGCUAUCUUCGGGAAUGUCCGGAAUUUCCUGUCGAUAUGGAUGGACGCGAACAGGCCAAAGUUUAUUGAACGGACACUCUCUAAAGUAAUUAUAAUAAUUAGAUACAAUGUAUGCUCAGGGAAUGAGAAGUUGUGGAAAGCGCAUCGUAAUUAAAUCAGAGAUUUGCCAAUUUUUUGUAUGACAGGGAAUGGCGAAUAUGGCCAAAGCAAUAAUGACAAAUACCGCUAGGUGCUACAUUAUAUUCUAUGUUUAUCAUGACAAGCUACCAAAGACAUUCAUAUCUGUUUAUUUCAUCAUCAUAUGAAUGUUUUCAUUCAUCCAAAACAAGUUACACGUUGAUAACACAUACAUAGGUAUGAAGAAAUUUUCUCUAUUGCGAAAUUUCAGGGGCGAAUCACGAAAUGAUGGUAGCGGGAGAGGGGAAACAUUUUCGCCCCCCUCAUGCUUUCUGGUCUGCCCCUAAUAUGAAACGUAAUGUUUAAAUGAUUAGCUGUUGUAACUAUGAUUUACUUGUUGAGUUAUGUUGUCCUUUGUGCUUUUAUGUAUGUUUACGAAUAUUUUUGUUUAUCUGACAUUUGUUUGUUUAUCAUUUCCGUCCAUGAAGUUGUUUUUUUUUACCUUUCUAUGAGGGAAAACGUUUCUUUUAUCGCCAGUAUAUAUUAUUUUAUAGUAUUUUAAAAGUUUUCUUAAAUCGUUUUAGUUUACGUCAUUUCAGUCAUAUAUAUCUACAUGUUGUAAAAUCCAGGAUCUAUCAGAAUACAAAUUGACAUCAUUUGCAUAUUCAUACCAAAGAUAAAACCUGCCAGUGCCAUUAUUAAUAUCUCAGUGGACUUGUUACAUCCCAACCUAUUUAUUUAUUUAUUUAUUUGAUUGUUAUAUCAAGUUUAUUACUUGUGCAAUAAAGGUGAUCAAAUCAUCAAAGCAUUUUCUGCCAAUAGAUUACG